GCAUGGUCAGAGACCGCCGAUAUCGUGAAGACCUACAGUGAUGACAUGAUUAAACGUUUCAAUACCGAGAUUGACACCUAUCUGGUCUACGCUAGUCUUUUCUCUGCCAUCUUGACGGCGUUCAACGUGCAGUCAUACCAGCUCCUCCAGCCUGCAUUAACCCCAGAUCCGGUCCUUGUCGCUCUGCAGCAAAUCUCGGCCCAGCUCGGUAACUCCACGCAGCCAGCAUACCGGCGGGAAGACACGCCUGCGCCCCCUGCCCCGCACGCAGCGGUGUGGCUGAACACACUCUGGUUCUCGAGCCUCAUCCUCAGCCUCUCUUCGGCCUCGAUCGGCAUCCUCGUCAAACAGUGGUUAAACGAGUACUGCAGCGGAAUAUCGCCGAGCACUUCUCGCGAGACCGCGCGGCUGCGCCAAUAUCGUCUCAAUCAGCUCAUCAAGUGGCGUGUUGGGGACAUCGUCAUGGCCAUCCCG
Messenger RNA from Trametes versicolor FP-101664 SS1, 474 nucleotides. RefSeq lists its product as uncharacterized. The record is from RefSeq and is a predicted model, not a curated record. The transcript has 2 exons. The annotation marks the transcript as partial. NCBI's taxonomy places the organism in Eukaryota, Fungi, Basidiomycota, Agaricomycetes, Polyporales, Polyporaceae.